Molecule: messenger RNA, 572 nt
Organism: Trematomus bernacchii (emerald rockcod)
Lineage: Eukaryota; Metazoa; Chordata; Actinopteri; Perciformes; Nototheniidae
Product: canalicular multispecific organic anion transporter 1-like
Exons: 5
Coding region: 1-444 (147 amino acids)
Biological process (GO): transmembrane transport
Cellular component (GO): apical plasma membrane
Molecular function (GO): ATP hydrolysis activity; ATPase-coupled transmembrane transporter activity; ATP binding
Source: RefSeq, a predicted model, not a curated record
AUGACAUCAGAGCUGGAAACCAAUAUUGUGGCCGUGGAGAGAGUGAGUGAAUACACCGAGCUGGAGAACGAGGCUAAAUGGAUUGGUAUAGUGCAGGGCUUCUCAAACUCCGGACCAAGUGUGGGCCAGAGGCAGCUGCUUUGCCUGGCUCGGGCCCUGCUAAGGAAGUCCCGUAUCUUGAUCCUGGACAGAGCCACGGCAGCUGUUGACCUGGAGACAGACGACCUGAUUCAGACUACCAGCCGUCAGGAGUUUUCACACUGCACUGUCCUCACCAUCGCCCACCACCUGCAGAGCAUCAUGGACAGCUCCAGGGUAAUGGUGCUUGAUGCCGGAAAGAUUGUGGAAUUUGAUUCUCCGAGCAACCUGCUUGAAAAACGGGGCAAUUUCUAUGCCAUGGUGAAGGAUGCUGGAAUAACGCAAGAAGACGUCACAAGUCUUUGAUUUUGAAAUUGGACUUUUAAUGUAACUCCAUAAAUUGCUUAUGUUGUUCGAUUUCUUUUUCAAAAGCUGGAUUGUGCUUUGAUAUGAAGAAAUAUUUUACAUUUGUAUUUAAAGAAAACAUCAGUUUA